This is a messenger RNA of Symbiodinium natans, 2889 nucleotides long. The record is from the annotation of a GenBank genome assembly. NCBI's taxonomy places the organism in Eukaryota, Dinophyceae, Suessiales, Symbiodiniaceae.
AUGGGAGACAGCCCCGAGCUGGUUCCCACCGAAGUGGCAACCGACCUGGAAUCUGACGACAUGCUUCCUGUGGGACUACCUCAGACUGCUUCUGAGCAAGUUGCUACGAACGGUGCACUGGAAGAGGGCGCAGCAAGCACUAAUGUGUUUGAGCCAAACGCCCGAACUCCUUUUGCGGCCGUACCGUUCGCACCACAGUUGCACAUGUAUCGACAGAAUUUCCAGCAAAACAUCAUGGUCGGUGAGUCUCCGGAACAAACCAGAUCGCUUCUCGGUGAACUUGAAAUUGAAGCAGAAAACAGACACCAGAGGUUCCGCCAGGCUGCCGAAUAUGCUCAUGAUCAAAGAAUCGCUAAUGUUGAAGAACGAGCAAAUCGACAGCAUGAGGAGAUCGUUGCACAGCUCGAAUCCGAGAUUGCCACACAACGAUAUCAGUUUAUCGAAGCCAAUCAUCAUCUCGUGUCAGAGCUGCGACAACAACACCAAGUCAUCGCUUUCCAAACGGAACAUUUUUCCAGCGUUAGUUCGCAGAUCACGCAACUUCGAACAACUUUAAUCGAAGAAGCAGAGGAGAACAAAACACAAACCCUCAAUGAGGUGGGAGAGUGGUUUGGUAGGGAACAUGACCAAGCAAUGCAGCAGUAUAGGUUGCUUGCCCGCGAGAGUGAAGAGGAAAUGAGGCGUCAAAAUGAUGUUCUUCAGGACGAACUCUCCUCAGCUGAGCGUGCGCUCAAACUCGAGCAGGACAGGAAUGCUUCUCAGGACACUGCGUCCCAAGCUCAGUUCCCUCCGGCCGUGACCCCAGCAACGGUACCGCAAAGUGCCGGCCUCAAUGUGCCGACAGCUCCUCAGUUUUCAUCGCCAAGCGUGAUCCCGCUCAGCCUAAGAGCAAUGUUUUCCGGUUUUGGUGGUGCGGCAACUACUGCCACACCAGCGGGGCCACAAGCUCCAACACAAGCCCCGGGAACCCCUGUGCCCCCGACUGGCUUAGGCGGAGGAGUGUCUGGUCUCGCGGCCCCAAUGGGCACGCCGGCUAGUCCGGCAGCCACUGGAGUUGAUUUAAUCGCACAGACGCAACAAGCGUUGCUGGAAGCCGCCAAACUCCUCAAGGGAGAUAAAGGCGGCGAAGAUGACAAGCCAAAGGCGGAAGGCCGCAACGCCCUCCGUCAAGGAGUGGCCGGGGAAGAGAUCGCUCUGCCGGAGAAGGACAGGAGAGCCGCAUGCUGCAUCUCGAUUGCGGCUGCAGCCUCAAUCCGUCCCGAGGGAGAUGACCCACAAGAUGGAGAGAAGGACUACUGGGAAGUGGAUUUCAAAAGGGGUGAAGCCAUUCGACAUCACCUGAACUACAGAAGUACUAUGUACAAGCCUGAAAUGUCAUGCCCUGUUGCUCUUGAAAAGUUGAAAGGUACGGCCAAGGUGAUCAAGACUCUUCCCGUUGCUCCCUACAUUGCAAAGGUGAGUUGGGAUUGGAAAGGGGGAAAAGGGGGGACGAACGACAAGACGCCAUGGACUGGCAAGACUGUGUUCAAAAUCAAAGAACAAAACAAGAAGGUCAAGUUUUGUGAAAAGCCCAAAGUCAGGGAAAUCCCUUUUGAAGGGAAGGGGUACAAGCAUUCCUACAAAGUUCGCAGGUACAACACUUGCUAUGCCGAUGCGGAAAAUUGCCCCAAACCUGACAACAAUGACCUUCAGGCUUUCGCAGGAGCAGCAGAGGACCGAGAUCCAGUGGUCGAGCACCCCGAUCCUGAGAUCUCAGCAGCCAUCAAUGAGGAGAGCCUCCGCAAGCCGACCCUCUCAGAUCAGGACUGCUCGUGGGGAGGCACAGAUGGUGCCGGACCACGCGCCCCGCCUGGGGAUUCGCCGGACGAGCCUUUGCCUCCGCCCGGUGUGCCUGAUUUGGACGGCUCCGAUUUGAAGGAUCGUUUGUCCGAGUACUUGGACCAAGUCGCUAAGGAAAACGAGGACUAUGUUCCUGAAGAUGUCGGAGCUGUGGAGGCACAACGGGAGGCUGACAUUGAAAGAUUCGAACGUAAAAAGGCUCGUGAAGCCGAGGAGGAUGCUCGCAAGGCCCUCAGAGAUUCCCCGGCCAUGCCUGUCGUCACCGAACCUGAAUCGAAACGUGGGUCCGUCUUCCUCGAAACAGAUGGCCAAAAGAAUGGUCUGGGUAUGAAGAUCCCGUUUGUGAUUGACAUGGAACCAGCCGAGGUCUUGGGACGGUACUUCGGGUGUCAUCACGUUGAGCAAAAUCAGGUCCAGCUUUCACGGGAGGACCACCCAUUCGCUUACGUCUUCGACAAGAAGCACGCUAGCCCCGCUGCCGACUACCAAGUCCGGCCGAACCGCAAAGAGGACUUUUGGGAGGCAACCAAGCAACGUUUGCUUGGGCGCGGCGAGGUGUUCGACAAAGCAUCGUCUGCAUCUUCUUCAGCCGCAGCCGCAGAGAUUGGGCCAUCACAGCCGAAGAAGGCGAAGACCAGUGGAAGCGGCGACGAAGUUAUCCCCACAGGAUACCUCAGGGUGUCCGAUGACUUCCAGCUCGUCGACAUGUUGGGCCUCGACUGGGAGGCCGGUUUUACUCUGCCCGCCGGUGGAGACGAACCACAAGAUACCGUGGAGGUCAUCUACGAGCUCGAGGACGAGGAGCCUGAAGACGUUGCGAUCAAGCCAAUCAUCAAGGUCGAGCUCCCAGUUGCGGCGGAUGCUUUGGGUACAGACGAAGACGUUCCCGAAGGCCCGAGGGUGACGUUCAACACCGACAUUGACAUCCAGGAGAUUUCACCUACUAGGUCGACUGCUGGAUAUAUCGAGAUCGUCGCUGGUGACGAUGCAGAUGUGGGUGCAGCAUCCUCUGGUCAAGCGGCUGGUACUCAGCGCGCCGGGAGCCUGUGA